UCCAUUAAUGAGCUAGUCAGCUUGUCUCAAAAAAAAAAAAAGAGCUAGUCAGCUAGACCGACCCCACGGCUCACCCCACCACCACCCUCGCUCGCAGGCAGGCAGGCAGCCCAGCCAGCAGCAGCCAUGAUUCUACAUCUCCUUCCAACCCAGCGGAGCAGCGAAAGGAUGACACCACAAGCCAAAUAAACCCAGGCGUCCUACCGCUUCUAGCUCCCUCCCUGCGGCCGGCCGAGGAGCUAGGAGGAAUCCAGCAGGGAGCGCCACGCGCGGCCGCCUCGCGUGGGGGUUUUAGUUGGUCAUCUUUGUUCCUGAUGGGGAACUGCGCCGGCGUGGAGGGGAACGCCGAGAUCAACCCUUCCUUCAGUGCCCCCAAUUCGUCAGGGACCGGUUCUAAGAACAGCAGCAAGAAUGCAACCGACACCAGCACCUUUGGUACCAAGACAUCCGGCUCUUCAUCGUCGGUGCCACCUACUCCUCGUACGGAGACAGAAAUUCUGGAAUCAUCAAAUGUCCGAAAGUUCACCUUCAGUGAGCUGAAAGGCUCCACAAGGAACUUCAGACCGGACAGCCUUCUCGGGGAGGGAGGCUUUGGCUCGGUGUUCAAGGGAUGGAUGGAUGAGCGCACGCUUGCACCUGUGAAACCAGGCACUGGGAUGAUUGUCGCAGUGAAGAAGCUUAAGCUCGACAGCUUCCAAGGGCACAGAGAAUGGCUGGCUGAGGUAAAUUACCUAGGGCAGUUGUCCCACCCUAAUCUUGUGAAACUUAUUGGGUACUGCUUGGAGGAUGAACAACGGCUUCUUGUGUAUGAGUACAUGCCAAGAGGGAGCUUAGAGCAUCAUCUUUUCAGGAGAGGGUCGAACUACCAACCGCUCCCAUGGAACUUACGGAUGAAAGUUGCACUUGAGGCGGCCAGAGGCCUUGCUUUCCUGCACGGCGACCAGGCCAAAGUUAUCUACCGUGAUUUCAAGACCUCCAAUAUUCUUCUCGACUCGGAGUACAAUGCAAAAUUGUCUGAUUUCGGUUUGGCAAAAGAUGGUCCAAGUGGUGAUAAAAGUCAUGUCUCUACUAGGGUCAUGGGGACACAAGGAUAUGCUGCCCCUGAAUAUCUUGCAACAGGCCAUUUGACCGCGAAGAGCGAUGUGUACAGCUACGGUGUUGUUCUUCUGGAGUUGUUGUCUGGGCAGCGUGCUCUGGACAAGAACCGCCCACCUGGCCAGCACAACCUGGUGGAGUGGGCUAGGCCUUACAUCACCAACAAGAGGAGGGUGAUCCAUGUCUUGGACUCGCGGUUGGGUUCCCAGUAUUCCCUUCCCGCGGCGCAGAAGACCGCAGCCCUAGCACUGCAAUGCUUGUCGAUGGACGCACGAUGCAGGCCUGGCAUGGAUCAGGUUGUGACCGUGUUGGAAGGCCUUCAAGACACCAAGAGUGCAGUGAGAUCUGGCAAGUAGGAGAAUGGCUAGUUACGGUUGGUCUUGCCUCUCUGAAGGAUCGUCGUCUUGUAGUACUCCAAUGGAGUAAAACGGUGAACGGAUGAGGGAUUUCAGGGGCAACUUGCUUCUGAAGAGUGUAUAAUAUUAAUAUAUCUUGCUUUGUGUAUAGCUAGCUGCUUCGUUGGUGCAACUUUUUCUCUACAUAUGUAUAUUUUAGCCGUCCACUUGUGUUGUAUCAAGUUCAAAAAUAGUUCUUUUUGUUGGGUCCA
This is a messenger RNA of Panicum virgatum (switchgrass), 1702 nucleotides long. Its product is annotated as receptor-like cytoplasmic kinase 176. The coding region runs from base 315 to 1451 and encodes 378 amino acids. Gene Ontology annotation, molecular function: protein kinase activity; ATP binding. NCBI's taxonomy places the organism in Eukaryota, Viridiplantae, Streptophyta, Magnoliopsida, Poales, Poaceae. The record is from RefSeq and is a predicted model, not a curated record. The transcript has 6 exons. Gene Ontology annotation, biological process: protein phosphorylation.